AUGGCCAAACUUACAGACCUACCCAAUGAAGUUUUGGAGUCCAUAUACCACGCUCUUGGCAGUAUUGACGAUGUCCACCACUUGAUUCGAACAUGCAAGAUAACAGCACGUGUCACGUGUCAGCGAAAGGUCUAUCUCGGCAUCAUGCGUUCUAUCAUUCAUCAUUCCCCUCAACACAGACACGACUACCAGCUGAACAAGAUGCUAGCCGUCCAUGCACGUUUUGUUGUUGAUCUUUCAGAAAAAACGACUGGGUUGCUAGCCACCAAACGUCCACUGUCACCUUUAAAUAGCCACGAGACGAGCCUUCUAGACGCUCUUCAACUGAAUGCUUACGAAGCUAAUUGGUCGGAUAUGGCGAUAUGUGAUGUCCUAGCUCGCUAUCAAGGUCUCCGCAUAUUAGAGGACAUUUGGUUGAGCAGACAACUUGAAGAAGAGGAUUACCUAUCUGUAAGCGAUGCCGAAGAUCACCAGGAGUUCUCUGAAGGGUUUUUUACCCUUGUCACUCGUGCCGAUGAGUUGGACGAGGGACAAUUACAAAGACGACACCCGAAAGAUAAGCAUACUUGUUCGUACACGAGCAUGAAUCCCGACCAAAGAGCUCGAUUCUAUGCUGCUGUUGUUCGCAUCUGGCUUGCGAAUGAAGUUCGAUGGGCGCUGACGAACUUCGACUCCGCUAAAAAUCUUUUGGAGCCCUGUAAAAUAGCGAUUACGUACCUUGAGGAUGAACCUCUGAUUGACAGACUGGAUGAAUGCGCCGUUUUUACUUUUAUGUAUCAUCAUCUGCUCCCAAGAAACAUCAAGUUCUUAGCGGAUAGAGAUUCAUCAAAGCUACCAUUUACAUUCGAGUCGGAUUUCCGCAGGAACAACGCGCAUUGUUGCAAAUUACUUCAGAUAUGCCUAACGGCAGGGCAAGCCUACUUUCAGCCGCCUGAUUUGAUUGAUCUCGCUGUUCGCUGGCGACUCGGCCGCCGGCCGCCUUACCCGGCCAUAACAAUGCCGGAGUCAAGUGAGGAAUGGAGGCACCCGCAAUCCACAGACUCCCCGCCCCUCACUGACCUGUGUGAUAAAGAUACGGCCCUGAGGUUACUGCGAGUCUGCCUUCGUCACGUCGCCAGGAUUGUACAGUCUUCGAUUCAAGAUGAUGCUCACCCUAUGGCUCGCUUACGGAAUGUGACGCAGCUCUUGCAACUGUCGCCUAGACAUGGGCUUCUAAAUAUCUCUGACUGGGCGAUGGCAUACCUUGUUGAUCGAGUGAUGUGUGAGUUUGAAAGGGACAAGUCACCCGAGGAAGACUUGAGGGAUAUGAAGAGUAUAUUCCAGGUGGAAUGGAAGGAUGUCCAGUGGGAGAUAUGGUGGUGGGCGAACAACGAUGACAAGGCAAGAAUGAAGAUGACGAGGUGGUUCCAGCGAAUUGGGCUACCCCGGUGA
Messenger RNA from Bipolaris victoriae FI3, 1431 nucleotides. RefSeq lists its product as hypothetical. The record is from RefSeq and is a predicted model, not a curated record. NCBI's taxonomy places the organism in Eukaryota, Fungi, Ascomycota, Dothideomycetes, Pleosporales, Pleosporaceae. The transcript is spliced from 2 exons. Bases 1 to 1431 code for a protein of 476 amino acids.